Messenger RNA from Chara braunii, 1593 nucleotides. NCBI's taxonomy places the organism in Eukaryota, Viridiplantae, Streptophyta, Charophyceae, Charales, Characeae. The record is from the annotation of a GenBank genome assembly.
CAGCAGAAGUUUGAGGCCGAUCAGAUGGAGAGGGUGUCAAGGUAUGCAGCGGAGCGCGGACUCGAUGUGCUCGGCACGGGUGGUGCAAGGGGAGGAGAGGCAGGGCGGCGUCCGGCGGAGGGAGGGGUCGGGGGAGAUGGUGGGCAUGGUGCGGCAGACCCCACUUUGGGUGGUGGAGGCGGUGAGACAGAGGAGGGCAUGAUCCACGUGGAUCGCGAGGCGCGUGGCUCGGGUGAAGAGGGAGUCCCGGAACGGGAGGACGUGCCUGAGGUUUAUCCAGGCACUGGGGAGAGGUUGGAGGACUGGCGGAGGCGAGCAGGCAAGGGAGCUGCAACGGAGGGGUCUUCCAAGAGGAAGGAAGGAGGGAGUGAUCCGGCUGCCACCCCAGYAGGGAAGAGGCUUCGGCAGCAGAAGGUGACUGAUGUCUACGGUGGCGAGUGGGUUGCCCGCCACAAGAAGGCAUUCCUUCGCUGGUUGUAUUCCAGCGGGGUCUCCUUCAAUGCCUUCUGCAACCAGGCGUGGAAGGCAUAUCAGCAGGUGCUUCUUGAGAAGCCUGGCAGUUCCCCGCGCGCAGUGGUCCCCAACCACUGCGAAAUUGCGAGUAUGCGGGCGGUGGAGACCCCCCGUGCGGAGUUGGCGGAGGAGUUGGAAGCGGUGAGGCAGCCAUUCUGGGUGACUGGUGCCACCCUCCUCUCCGAUGGGAGGAAAUCACGAGACGGGAGACCGAUCGUGAAUUUCCUUGCUGCUGGCUCUCGAGGGGUCGUCAUGUACACGACGAUCAAUCGAGAGGGCGAGCCGGACGAUGCAGUGUACGUCCUUCGUAGAUGGGUUACCAUCUUCCACGAGUUCAGCUUUGGCGGGCCGCAGCGGAUCAAUGCGAUAUGCACUGACUCCGCUUCUGCCUAUGUGAGGGCUGCGAGGGCAUUGACCUCGCCGUCCAUGCCUCCUGCACUGAGGAGGAUCACUUGGCUCCCAUGGGAUCCAUGGUGGCAGAGGGUGGCCACCAUCGUCCAUAUCAUGCAGCCCGUCAUGGAGUUGCUCAGGAGGAUGGAUCGUGGAGGACAGUACAAGUCCCUCAUGAUCGAGUGGACGCAGGAUCUUGUCCGCCAUGUCACGGUCGCAUGCGCCCCUUUGGGGACGUCGUUCGCCGACCGGAUCAUCAGGCGUGUGCAGGCUCGCAUACAGCACAUGCUUGAGCUGGCUCAUUGCGCAGGGUUCUUACUGAACCCCCGCAGGCAACACGUUCGCUACUUUUCGGGGCAGGUGGAGAGGUACGAUGCUUGGCUUGUGGGGCAAGCCAAGAGGUACAUUUUGACGCAGACGGGAUUCGAGUUGGAGGGUGCGAAGUACAUCCUUGCAUGUCGGCAGUUUGAGGACUUCCACAUUCAGCAGGGCAGGUUCGGGGAUUGGGGCGGUCCGGAGGGCGUGCUCGUGGGCGCGCGUGCAGCGGCGAUAGCGAGACGAUUGAGUGCGCGUCUUGGUGGUCUCAGUUCGGGUCGGGCGCGCCACAGUUGCAGCGUUGCAUAGGCUCCAACUCGAGUCCUGCCUGGCAAUCCAACAUGCCCUCGUCCCGCUGCCAUGGCAGCACAUAAC